Messenger RNA from Passer domesticus (house sparrow), 2142 nucleotides. RefSeq lists its product as uncharacterized. The transcript has 11 exons. Lineage: Eukaryota; Metazoa; Chordata; Aves; Passeriformes; Passeridae. The record is from RefSeq and is a predicted model, not a curated record. Bases 109 to 1575 code for a protein of 488 amino acids. Gene Ontology annotation, molecular function: protein binding.
CUGUUUCCUUCCUGUGGUUGCAAGCCCUGCAGUCAGAUACGGGUGCCUGGGCUCAGAGGCAGCAAGUGGGUCUGAGAUUUCAGUCCUGCCUGGGGACUUCACACUAGGAUGGCCCUGCAGUCACUGCCUCUGAGGUUUCUCCUGGCCCUUGCAUCUCUACUGUCAGCACAUGGCCAGGACGACUUUUUCAGCAUCCAGAUAGAGCCCCAGGGAACAGAAAUGUGCCAAAGGCCCCAGUGGGACUCCAGACUCCAGCUGGCACCAGACCAGCUGAAUUAUAAGAAGAAUGACGAAGUGAUGCUGAGCUGCCCUGAAGGUUUCCAGCCGUCCUUCACCCAUGUCAAAUGUUCCAGCGAAGUCCAGUCCUUCUCUGGUGGGAAACCUGUAUACAGAGAGGUCUGGGCUGGAAGAAACUCCCGCGGUGCCUGGGUCCGCAUUCGGUCCAGCGUGGAGUGCAGUGAAGUGCUCCAGGUUGACCCUAACACCUUUGAGAUUUCCAGCACCAGCAUCCAACUGAAAUGGACCUGCAGGUUCCCUGAUGCCUGCCAGGGCAUGAGGGCCAGGUGCCGCCUGGCAAUGCCUUCCUCCCCUCCCUGUGAGGCUCAGGAGGUGAAUGGAGAGCAGAUGUUACAUGGCCAGGAGGGAACAUUCACCUGCUCCCCUCUGCAGCCCUUCACUGAGUACAGUGUCACCAUUGACUUGCCCCCCAACACAACCCUGUUCUCAUGGUUCUUCAUGACUCAGGAAACAGUGCCGGACAAACCGGAGCAGCUGUGGCUGGAUCCCGACAGGGGCUCUCUCAGGUGGAGCUCGCUGCCCUCCUGCAACGGGGAGAUCAUCGGAUACCAGCUGAACAUCACGGCCAGGAAGGCCGGGGACAGCAGCGUGCUGGAGACCGAGCGGCUGCGGCUCGAUGGCUCCGUCACUGAGCACCGGCUGCCGGAGCACGGCCCCGACAGCAGCUACGCCGUGACCAUCCAGGGACUGACGGCUGCCGGAGCCGGGGCUGCGCUCAUGACGGAGUUUCACGCCAACAGCAGCUCCGACACGCCGCGCUCCCCGGCCAUCAGCUGCCGCAGCGCCCGCGACAUCGCCCCGUCGCGAGGGACGGCCGUGCUUGCCCUGCGCCCCCUCGCCCGCGGCUCUGAGGCCGCCAGGGAGCACCAGCUGAUCGUGGCCGCGACGCACAACGCCUCGCUGAUCGAGAGCAUCUGCUCGGGCCAGCCGCGCCUCUCCAAUGCCAGCGUGUACCUGGCCGCCCUCCUCAACCUCUCCGCCGCCACCGACUUCGUGCUGGGCGACGGGAGCCGCGGGCCGGGCCGGCACAACGCUGCCCUCCGCCCGGGCCAGGCCUACACGGCCCUGCUGCGCCUCGUCCGCCUCGGGCCGCAGGCAGAGAAGUUCACCUGUGUCUGCUACAGCUUCUCUGUUGGGCAGACUGUGGGCCAGUGGCAUUGGAUUGUGAUUGGACUGGUUGUGCUGCUGGCAGUCCUCCUUGUGGUUGCAGUCAUCCUGUGGCUUGUGCACUCCAGGAAAAGGAAGUACUUGCCCAACCAAACUAAGGAGGCUAAUUAAAAAGGUAAAGUGGCUAGGCUGGAGAUCAGGCACUUCAGCCCCAGCCAGGACCAUGGAGACAUCCAGAGCAGUGAGAACAUGGAGAAAAUGGGAAGGAUAAUCCCAGCCCAGUGCUGAUGGCUGCCAUGUACCCUGGCUCUCCUGUGGCUGUGACCAGCACGGGGCUCCCAUGAAAUUCAUCCAGUUCAGCAGGGCAAGAGGAAAACAGAAGGCCCUGGAGGGCUGAGCUUUUUCAUUCCUCAGCCCCUUCAACUCCCAGGGUUUGCUUACUGCUUUUGUAAGGCCUUUCAAUCUGGCUUUCUGUAAUGCUUUUUUUCAGGCUUUGCUUUCAUUUUUGCUUUCCUGGAGGCAGGAUCUGUAUGCCAGAUUUCCCAGUCCCAGACUCACACAGACUCAGGUUGAUGGCAUUCUCCUGCUGUCCUCUGGGUUCCCAAUCCUUCUCUCUGUUGAUAUUCAGCCAAACCCAGGGCUUUGCUUGGCCUGCCUGGACUGCUUUGUGACUCUGCCUGUUCUGUCUGGACAACAAAUAAAGGCUUAUGGAUUGGAGGGGCUGCCUGGCCCACACAA